UCUCAGUGGUGCGGCCGGCGGGCGGCUAUGGCGGCCGUACGGGGCCUGCGAGUGUCGGUGAAAGCAGAGGCCCCAGCGGGGCCGGCCCUGGGCCUCCCGUCGCCUGAGACGGACUCUAGUUUGGAGCGUGGCGAGCCGGAGCCCAUGGAGGUGGAGGAGGGCGAGCUGGAGAUUGUGCCGGUGCGGCGCUCACUGAAAGAACUGAUCCCGGACACAAGCAGAAGAUACGAAAACAAGGCUGGCAGCUUCAUCACUGGAAUUGAUGUCACCUCCAAGGAAGCAAUUGAAAAGAAAGAACAGCGAGCCAAGCGCUUCCAUUUUCGAUCAGAAGUAAAUCUUGCCCAAAGAAAUGUAGCCUUGGACCGAGACAUGAUGAAGAAAGCAAUCCCCAAAGUGAGAUUGGAGACAAUCUACAUUUGCGGAGUAGAUGAGAUGAGUACCCAGGAUAUCUUUUCCUAUUUUAAAGAAUAUCCUCCAGCUCACAUUGAAUGGUUGGAUGAUACCUCCUGUAAUGUUGUCUGGCUGGAUGAAAUGACAGCCACACGAGCCCUUAUCAAUAUGAGCUCUUUGCCAGCCCUGGAUAAGAUAAGAAGCAGGGAUGCCAAUGAGGACAGGUCAUCUGAGAAAAGUAAAAAAGACAAGCAGGAAGACAGUUCAGAUGAUGAUGAGGCCGAAGAAGGAGAAGUUGAAGAUGAGAACUCCAGUGAUAUAGAGUUGGACACAUUGUCUCAAGUAGAAGAAGAGUCUCUGCUAAGAAACGAUCUUCGUCCAGCUAACAAACUUGCUAAAGGAAAUAGGUUAUUCAUGAGAUUUGCUACAAAAGAUGACAAAAAGGAACUUGGAGCAGCCAGAAGAAGUCAGUAUUACAUGAAAUACGGGAAUCCAAAUUACGGAGGCAUGAAAGGAAUUCUUAGUAAUUCUUGGAAGCGAAGGUAUCAUUCCCGUCGCAUUCAGCGGGAUGUGAUCAAGAAGAGAGCCCUGAUUGGGGAUGACGUUGGCUUGACGUCCUAUAAACACCGACAUUCCGGACUAGUAAAUGUUCCGGAGGAACCCAUUGAAGAGGAAGAAGAGGAGGAGGAGGAGGAGGAGGAGGAAGACCAGGACAUGGAUGCAGAUGACAGAGUGGUGGUAGAAUACCACGAGGAGCUCCCAGCUCUCAAGCAGACCCGGGAGCGGAGCACAUCUAGGCAGUCCAGUGCCAGCAGUUCAGACUCCGAUGAAAUGGACUAUGAUCUAGAACUGAAAAUGAUUUCCACUCCUUCACCAAAGAAAAGCAUGAAAAUGACCAUGUACGCUGAUGAAGUGGAAUCUCAGUUGAAAAACAUUAGGAACUCCAUGAGGGCAGAUACUGUAUCCACAAGCAAUAUCAAAAACCGAAUCGGUAACAAGUUACCAACUGAGAAAUUUGUAGAUGUCCGACAUCUGUUAGAUGAAAAACGUCAGCACACACGUCCACGGCCACCAGGCAGCAAUACUAAAUCAGAUAUACGCCAGCGGUUAGGAAAAAGACCAUAUUCUCCAGAAAAGGCUUUUAGUAGUAACCCAGUCUUUCGGAGAGAGCCUUUUUCUGAUGUACAUAGUAGACUGGGUGUUCCCAGGCAAGAUGUUAAAGGCCUCUACUCUGAUACUCGGGAGAAGAAAUCAGGUAGUUUAUGGACUCGCUUAGGAUCUGCACCCAAGACCAAAGAAAAGACCACGAAGAAGGUGGAUCACAGAACACCGGGCACUGAGGAAGACGACUCUGAGCUGCAAAGGGCAUGGGGGGCUCUGAUAAAGGAGAAAGAACAGUCUCGCCAAAAGAAGAGCCGCUGUUACCAGCACCCUUUUCCCAAGAAAAGUCAAUUCCCAGGUGCUUAUUGGACAGCCUUCGAGGGGGAAGAUGAGGGAAGCUGCCAGCUCACCCUUCCAGGACCCUAGUGUCGGGGCCGAAUGUCAUGGACCUGACUACAGAGGUGCACCAGUGCCGCCCAGGUAGAUAAGAGAUGCAGCGUCGAUCGUGCUUCCAUUCCUUCCUGGGGAUUUCUGUUAGGGGCCUCUUCGUAGCAAUCAGCUUGAAGUGAAGAUCAAGUUCAGUGCUGUGGGAUUUUUAGGAACAAAAAACUGUGACUUCUGGAUUUGGGGUGGACUUUUGUGCUAGGGGUGGGGUCAUGGGUUAACGUUGAACAAUUUUUAAGUCUGUAUUAUGUUUAAAAAUAUUAAUGAUUUAAAAGUUAAAAUUUUUAAUUUUUAUAUGUGAAAAUACUUCCUGUUGGCUACAAGGGAAGCUCAAGUGGUGUCUUAUGUGUGCUGUUAAAUAUAUAUUAUAUACUUUGGAAGAAGGCAAAGAGAGGAGUCUCAUUAUUUUUAAAUGAUCCUAAUUGUAUAGUCUGUCUGUUGUAUAUAGAAUUCAACUUGCUUUUUGGCCACUGUAGGAAAAAAAAAAUCCAUCCAUCAGAGAUGGGGUCCUGUUGUUUAUUAUCACUUCAGAAGUGAUAUGUUGGUAUUUAUUCUAUUUCCAAGUUCUGGCGCCUGAAGUUAUCUUUAAAACUGGCUAAUAAGAUCAUAGUUAUGGAAAUUUUAGUUUGUUUAUUUCUUGUUUGUUUCUAAACUCCUUUCAGAUUAUUUUAAAGGCAGUAGAUUAUUUUGUCUUCCUGUUUGAUCUCUAUCUUGAAGUAUUUAAUGUUUAUAUUCCUUUGCAGGCUUAAAAAUAGUGUUUCUCUUCAAUUCACUAGAAUUUAGGAGUUAGAGAUUGUAAACCUUUGUCCCUUUGUGAUGUCUCAGCUCUUCACCUGUCUGGCUUGUUUCAGUACCUAGUGUAGCCCUGGAUUCUAGAGAUCUUUACUUGUGGCUGAGCUAAUGGUCGCAUUGAUAGUUGAUUACAGUAUGGUGUGAUUGAAUGCAGAAUGCUGCUGCUAAUAAAGAAAAUAAAGGGCUGUGGGACUUAAGAGCUGCAACAGUUGUACUGUACCAUGUUUUGUUGGUUAACCUGCUUUUUUCACUCCCUUUAGAAAGAUUGGAGCCUGUAACUAUUGUAUGUUUCUGCUUCCUGAUAGGAUUCUGGGAAAGAGCUGGUUCUCUGCCAGUUGAGACCUAAUGUUUCUGAAGUUUCUCAGCUAUUUUGGUCCUGUGAAGCACACAGCUGAGAGCCAGGUUCUUGAGAAGGGGCAAGGUUUAGGGAGUUGGUAGAGUGAGAAGGACAAGGACCUGAGAGUCAGAGACCCGGGUGCCAACUCCUAGUUCUGUCCACAGGCCUGGGCCUCAGUUUUCCCAUCUGGCAACUGAAUGGGCUGGUACCACAGCUUCUGACUUCAUUGGUGCAUCUCUGUGGUGUUUUUACUCUUCCUGAAGCAAUGGUUGUGGUGGGCUGGCCAGCCCUGGUUUCUGUUACAGGCGUGGGGUGGGUCAAAGAGACAGUUGAGGGUUGUGACACCAUGAGGUUGUGGACAAGGAUUCACCCCCAUCCCUUUUCCAUUACAGUCUGUGGGUCUUCAAGCAUGACAAAGCUGUCCUUGUGGUCAGGGUCCUAACUGAUGUGGUCUCAGCAGUGUUCAAGAAAUGCCCUUCUUUAUGCUUCUGUGUUUCCUAGUCAUGACCUUUUCCACCAGUAGUUCAGGCCCAUCUGUCCCAUGACCUUAAGCCCUUGCCAGUCUCCUUUUAGAGAUCAGGGAAGGCUUUCUGGGAGGGUGGUGGUGGUGUAUAGUCAAAACUGGACUUUUGAUCUAACCAAGAAAAAUGCCCGCUUGAGCAGCCUUGCAGUCCUUACAAAUACACAGAACCAGAAAAGUAUCUUAAAGAUUUUAUUUCCCCAAGUUAUGGUUGGUCACCUCCUGUCUCACUCUCCAGCCUACACUCAGGCACUCAGAUCUUGAAACAUCUUACAGAGGCUUUGAAUGCCCAGGCCCUCUCUUUGGAGUUUGGGAGUGGGGGUGGAUAGUCAGGAUGGUCCCCUAGUGGCAGCUCAGCGUGCCUGGGUGCUCCUUAUGCAUGUGGGCAGGAGAGCUACACACUUUUCUGUAUUCUUCUUAGUCUUUACACAUGAGAUUUCAAAUACGUUUUGCUGCUUGAUAGUAAUUGCAGAUACCUCAUUUCUGUGUCCCCACUCUCCCUCUUGGGAGACACACCAGCUACCCAGGAGAACUUGGGGAGCCCGUGACAAGCGCUCCUCUGGCCUCUAGUCUGGUCCCAUGAAAUCUUCCCCUUAGUUCAGUCACUAUCUUCUCCUGCUCUUUCCCUGUGGCAGCCUCCUCCCCGGUCUCUGCCCCGUACCCCGUCCCUUCCUCUGUUAUGUGCACUGCAGCUGGGAUAAACUUUCGUUGUUUUUUGCAGCUUUACUGAGAUAUUAUUUACAUAGCAUACAGUUCCCUCUUCUAUAGUAUACACUUCAGGGGCACCUAGCCAGCUUAGUUGGUAGAGCAUGUGACUUUGAUCUUAGGGUUGUGAGUUCGAGCCCCACGUUGGAUGUAGAGGUUACUUAAAAAUACCUUUAAAAAAACAGUAUACACUUCAGUGGCUUUUAGUCUAUUCACAGAAUUAUGCAACCAUCACCAUAGUCAAUUUUAGAACAUUUUCAUCACCCUAAAGAAACCCAAUACCCAUUAGCAGUCACUCUCCAGUCCCCUUUCCCACCCUGGCAACCACUACUUGUUGUCUCUAUGGAUUUGCCUAUUGUGAACAUUCAUAUAAAUGGAAUCAUACACUUUGUGGUGAUUUGUGAUUGGCUUCUUUCACUAAACAUAUUUUCGAGGAUCAUGGUGUAUUGUAGCAUGUGUCAGUACUUCUUUUUAUUAACGAAUGAUAUUCCAUUGUACGAACAGUACAUUUUAUCUAUCCGUUCACCAGUCGAUGGUCAUUUGAGUUAUUUCCAUUUUUGGCUGAUAUGACUAAUGCUGCUAUGGAACAUUUAUGUUCAAGUUUUACGUGGUGAUGUUUUCAUUACUCUUGGGUUAUAUACCUAGGAGUAGAAUUGCUGGGUCAUAUGGUAACUCCGUUUUCACCUUUUGAAGAAUUGCCAGACUGUUUUCCCAAGUGGCUCCAUCAUUUUCCAUUUUUCCCAUUAGUGUAUAAAGGUUCCAGUUUUUCCGCAUCUUCAUCAACACUUGUUAUUUUGCAGUGUGAAUUGGUGUCUCAUUGUGGUUUUGAUUUGCAUUUCCCUGAUGACUAAUGAUGUUGGGCAUCUUUUCAUGCACUUCGGAAUGAACUUUCUUAAAGUUAUUCCUGUUAUUCCUCUGCUUAAAACCUUUCCAAACUUCACUGUUGCACUUGGAAUAAAUUCCAAACUACUGUGGUAGCUCACAAGGCUCGUGUUCUCAUCCUCCCCUGCCCUUGUGCCCACAAGUUCCCUGGACCCACCUUGAUCUCACCAGCCUUUCAAACUCUGCUCGGUGCUGUUCUUCUCUAGCAGUGAUGCGCUCCCCCGGACCUUUCUCUCUCCCAUCUGAGCCUUGCCUUCUCUUUUGCUCAUCUUCAAGGACUUAGAGACCCCUCCAGGAGGCUACCUCCCAACUUCCAGAGCCAGAUUAUGGGCCCCUGCUAUGUAUCCCACAGUACUGCCUUGGACGAGACUCGGCUCCUUCCACGGUUGGGUUAUACAGUCACACCUAAGAUAAAAAUGGAGUGUAACCAAAAUUCCUCUUGGAAACCCUGAGUAAGGUGCCAUGUUGAAAACCAGCAUCGAAAGAUCCAGCACAGUUGGUUCCUUCCUGUGUGGGAAUACAUCAGAGUUUCUUUGGUUGAGCUCCAGAUAAAAUGGUUGGCCUGCAAUUAGGGCCAUAUUGUGCAAAAAUACCCACAUAUUUUUAGGUGUUGGACUUACACUUAGGCAAGCAGCUCACUUUUGAAAGGGCUCUUGGGAACUAUAACAGGCCACAAGGAGCGGCAGGGUCACAAGCUUGUCUUAGGCCCUCCAGCCGGUCUGUUCAGUGAGUGGAGGCGCCGGUGAAAUGGCGCAAAUGACUUAACAUUGUUUUCCUUUUUCCUUGUCUUUUUUUUUUUUAACUUUUCAGAAAAAUAUACCAUUGUGUUUGCCUAAGUGAAAUCUGUGUAUGAUGCCAAAUCUCUGUACCCGUCCCCACCCCCUACCCCGAAUCAGCACACCUAUAUGCUGAAUUGUAAUACCCUGAUCCUACUUUGUCUUUUUUGCUAGAUUGUAAGCUCCGUGAGAGCAGAGACCAUGUCUGGUUUGUUCAUGGGGGUUUCUCCAGUCUUAGAACAUGUCUGGCACCUGGUAGGUCGUCUGGAAACAUGUGGUGAAUGUAUAAAUCCUUCAGCUGCAGGAACAGCUCCAUUUUCUGAGGCCCUGGGGUCCUAUUACAGGCUAGUCCUUGUUUUCUGCCCUGUACACACAAUACUUGAUGUUCAUGUUUUAUUUUCCCUGUUAGCCUGUGAGCUCCUAACGAGCAGGUGUCUUCAUGUUGUUAUCUCUGUGUCCUCCCACCAUGCCAGUUCAGAGUAAGUAGUACUUAAAGAGUGGUUGGUAAAUGAGUGAAUUACGGUAACAACCCAGCUCUGGCUCCUUUGUCUGCAAGCUGGUCAAAUUCUAGGUAGGACUACCAGAUUCAAAAAGAGGAAGAUGAUCCAGAAGUGCAUAAACUGUACUUGUAUAAGGAAAAAAAAAACCUCAUUAAUUCGAUCUCCAUAAAAUUCAAAUUUUGAUGAUCUGGCCAUAUCUGAGCUGAAGCUUACUUGCUGUGUAAAGAAUGUGUUAGAGAAUCAUGGAGGAUAUUUUUUAGAAAGCAUUCAUCUGCCCCAGGAGAGCAGGAAAGGAAGCUGGCCGGUGGAUGAGAGGCCCCAAAGAGGGAUUGCUGAGCCAGGUCUUAGGUGGGUCCUGUUGGAGAGGAAAGUGACAUCAGUCCAGAGAAGGUGAAGAGGAACCCCUUUUCGGGCAGUAGCUCUUUUGCCUCCAGCAGCCCUCCACCUCUCAGUCUGGGCAUUCUGAGAGUUAUGCUGAAGUGCUAGUGGGCAGUUUGGAUUCAUAUUAACAGCAGAUCAUGGCUUCACGGAUCAAUUCAUCGCUGCACAAAUAAAUUUGGUGUAUGAAUAGUUGCUUUUAAACUUUAUAUAAUGGGAAGCAAAUGAGAAGUUAAACCAUUUUUUUUCGUUUAAGAACUAAAAGUACAGAAUGUUUUUGAUAAUUUUGAGAAAAUCACACUUGCCUCAAGGCAGAUUGUUAUUGCAUAAUCUGACCAACAGAAAUCCAGAACUUUUCUUACAUGUUUAUUAAAUAAAUCUUAGAAGAAAAAA
This is a messenger RNA of Prionailurus viverrinus (fishing cat), 7218 nucleotides long. RefSeq names its product nuclear cap binding subunit 3 (gene NCBP3). NCBI's taxonomy places the organism in Eukaryota, Metazoa, Chordata, Mammalia, Carnivora, Felidae. The transcript is spliced from 14 exons. The record is from RefSeq and is a predicted model, not a curated record. Gene Ontology annotation, molecular function: RNA 7-methylguanosine cap binding; mRNA binding. Gene Ontology annotation, cellular component: nucleus; cytosol. The coding region runs from base 28 to 1917 and encodes 629 amino acids.